Molecule: messenger RNA, 718 nt
Organism: Photinus pyralis (common eastern firefly)
Lineage: Eukaryota; Metazoa; Arthropoda; Insecta; Coleoptera; Lampyridae
Exons: 3
Coding region: 16-549 (177 amino acids)
Source: RefSeq, a predicted model, not a curated record
AUGCGAAAAUAAGCGAUGACUAUCUUUGUACUCCUGGCUACAAUUUGGUUAGAAAUGAUCGAGCUCAGGAGAAGAGAGGAGGAGGGCAGUAACACAUCUCAGCAGGUGUGGUUGAAUAUUAUUAUGACUAAAUUGUCUCUGGUUGUUGGGGUGGUAUAUAAAUCGCCUGAAGUGAACGGUAAGAUAUUCUGUGAUGAAUUUGAGGAGACUUGUUCUGAGUUUUUACUCAAGGUUGACUUCUUCAUUUGUUUAGGGGACCUAAAUAUUAAUAUUUUAGAUACAGCGUCGCAUAAAACACGUUAUUAUUUGAACAUGUUAGAAUGUGUAGGUUUGGUUCAAAUUAUUAAUGAAGCAACUCGAUCUGACACGGCACUCUUAGACCACAUAUUGGUAUCCGACAUUAAUCGUAUACGAGAAUCUGGCAUUGGUGGCACAUUAUUCGCUGAUCAUGAAACCAUCUUCUGUGAAAUCGAACACGAUAAAACUGAACCAUAUAAUUUCUACAAAACGACAUUCAAAGAGUGGCAUGGCAAAGGAUAUUCUACUUGAGGGACGUAGACUCAAAAAUAAAUUAUCUUAAUAAUCAUAUACUAAAUAUAAUAAACAAACACGCACCCUUAAAAAUAGUUUCAGGAAAAACCAAACCCCAGGCUCCGUGGUUAUCUGAUAACACGAAAUACUUAAUGCGUCUAAGGGACAAAGCUUACUGUAAAUUCAA